CCUCUGGAGGCCGAAAGUCCGACCAGUCUCGUGGGACUGCGUACUUCCGGAGCUCGGGGUUGCCGCACGGAGGGGCGCUGGGCCCAACGAGGCAACAUGUUGGCGGUGCAUUUUGACCAGCCCGGCGGCGCCGAAAACCUCUACGUGAAGGAAGUGGCUAGGCCGAUCCCUGGACCGGGGGAGGUCCUGCUGAAGGUGGCGGCCAGCGCUCUGAACCGGGCGGACAUAAUUCAGAGACAAGGCGGCUACCCCCCACCGCCAGGAGCCAGCAGCAUCCUGGGACUCGAGGCAUCUGGCUAUGUGGCUGAGCUGGGGCCUGGCUGCCAAGGGAAAUGGAAGACUGGAGACACAGCCAUGGCUCUGCUGCCCGGUGGGGGCCAGGCUCAGUAUGUCGCUGUCCCAGAAGAACUGCUCAUGCCCAUCCCAGAAGGACUAACCUUGCUGCAGGCCGCAGCCAUUCCUGAGGCCUGGCUGACCGCCUUCCAGCUGUUACACCUUGUGGGAAAUGUUCAAGCUGGAGACACCGUGCUGAUCCAUGCAGGAUCAAGUGGUGUGGGUACAGCUGCCAUCCAACUGGCUCGGCUGGCGGGAGCUAUCCCUCUGGUCACAGCUGGCUCCCCACAGAAGCUUCAAAUGGCAGAAAAACUUGGAGCAGCUGUUGGCGUCAAUUACAAAGAAGAGGACUUUUGUGAAGCAGUGCUGAAAUUCACCCAAGGUGCUGGAGUCAACCUUAUUCUAGACUGCAUAGGCAGCUCCUAUUGGGAGAAGAACAUCAACUGCCUGGCUGUUGAUGGUCGCUGGAUUCUCUAUGGUCUGAUGGGAGGAGCCGACGUCAACGGUCCCUUGCUUUCCAAGCUACUUUCUAAACGAGGAAGUCUGAUCGCUAGCUUGCUGAGAUCCAGGAACAAAACGUACAAACAGGCGCUGGUGAGAGCUUUCACGGAGCGAGCUCUGCCCCACUUCUCCACAGAAGGCCCCCAACGUCUACUGCCAGUUCUGGACAGCGUCUACCCCUUGGCUGCAAUCCAAGAGGCCCAUAAAUACAUGGAAACGAACAAGAACAUGGGCAAAAUCGUCCUGGAGCUGCCCAAUGAGCAGGGCACGGCCACCCCAGGCCUUCUCCAUUCAAACUGAGAGGUCAUUCUGUUUGCCCGCAAGUGACCGGGUCCACGCCCAUGCCCGCCUUUUCAACUGACCCCUAUGAAACCCGUCUAAGGAAAUAAAAAGAAUGGACUUGAA
Ochotona princeps (American pika) is the source of this 1239-nucleotide messenger RNA. RefSeq names its product tumor protein p53 inducible protein 3 (gene TP53I3). Gene Ontology annotation, molecular function: quinone reductase (NADPH) activity; quinone binding; NADPH binding. Lineage: Eukaryota; Metazoa; Chordata; Mammalia; Lagomorpha; Ochotonidae. The transcript is spliced from 6 exons. Bases 97 to 1134 code for a protein of 345 amino acids. The record is from RefSeq and is a predicted model, not a curated record.